CGUAACAAUCACCAUGAUGAGGGUGCCGUCUCAGCGUCUAUGAGUAACUAUGAUCAACUGCGCUUCACCCACACACGAGUCCGGACAUCAAUUCUGAGAACACACCUCAUCGAGACCCAACCAGGACAGGACUCAGUCGGCUUGUCUUCCUAUCAAAUUUGAAAGAUAUCGAUCUUUUAGCCUACCAAGCUACGACUUGACCAAAGGCUCUGAAUCUCAUUGCGUUGAUUGACGGUUUGUUUGACGCCGGUUCCGGAGCGGAAGCCCGUGUAAGGUGCGGAGCAGUAGGUGACUGUCCCCGCCGGCGACACGAGGGAGGCACCUUAGUCAAAACCCGGUACACGUCUAAUGCUCUUCCAUCACUUGCACUUCAUUGUUCAACAAUCUUCACUUGACAACAUCUGAGACAGGACGAACGUUCAACCUGUUCUGAAAGUAUCACCACCAUGGGGUUGAUCAUCAGGUUAUCCACCCUGCUCCUCCUCCUCUGCGGUAUUUCACUCAUCUUUCCUCUGGUCGAUGCCAGGAAGAGGAAAAAGGAUCCAAAGUGCUUCGAACUGAACAUCCCAAACACAAUACGGACUGGCUGUGCACCGCCCUAUGUUAUGGGAGAGAUCUGUUAUUUUAGUUGUAAGCCCGGAUGCAGGACGGGUAAGGGGGCCACUAAAAGGAAGUGCAAGGUCAGGCCAGCUCGAUGGACUGGAGGAAAAGGAUUAAAGUGCAAAUGCCCAAGCCCAACGCAAGCGUCGACGCCAGCCGGACCAACCGGCUUAAGAAUUGCCGCCAUGUUACGGCCAACAAGACUUGUGGAUGAAGGGGAGCAGGUCACUCUCCUCUGCUUGUCGGACGGAAGUCCCUCUCCAAGAUUUACCUGGACCCGAGGAAAUGGAGCUGCGCUUCCGCCCGCGGCAGUCGUCGACCCCGCCACAGGGACGCUGGUGAUUGGACGUGUUCGUCCCGAAGAUGACGGAGAGUACACCUGUACCGCUGAAGAUGGCGUGGACGUGGUGUCUAGUAGCGUCAGCUUUGAUGUCUGCCCUGAUGUAAGGCAUUAAAGCAUAACGCUUUUCAUGAUCAAAUGA
This is a messenger RNA of Branchiostoma floridae (Florida lancelet), 1082 nucleotides long. Its product is annotated as myosin light chain kinase, smooth muscle-like. Gene Ontology annotation, cellular component: axon; plasma membrane. NCBI's taxonomy places the organism in Eukaryota, Metazoa, Chordata, Leptocardii, Amphioxiformes, Branchiostomatidae. Bases 447 to 1055 code for a protein of 202 amino acids. The record is from RefSeq and is a predicted model, not a curated record. Gene Ontology annotation, biological process: dendrite self-avoidance; axon guidance; homophilic cell-cell adhesion. Gene Ontology annotation, molecular function: cell-cell adhesion mediator activity. The transcript has 6 exons.